Callithrix jacchus (white-tufted-ear marmoset) is the source of this 1734-nucleotide messenger RNA. NCBI's taxonomy places the organism in Eukaryota, Metazoa, Chordata, Mammalia, Primates, Cebidae. The record is from RefSeq and is a predicted model, not a curated record.
GCCCUUACCUCAUGGUAUUCGAUCGGAUUUAGAAGAUAUCUGUUUAUUUACGAAGGACGAACCCAAUUCAACUCCUGAAAAGACAGAACAGUUCUAUAGAAAGCUUUUAAACAAGCAUGGAAUUAAAACCAUUUCUCAGAUUAUCCCCUUCCAAACUCUAAAGAAGGAAUAUAAACCCUUUGAAGCCAAGCUCCGCCUUCUGAGCACUUUUGACUUCUUCCUUACUGAUGCCAGAAUUAGGCGGCUCUUACCCUCACUCAUUGGGAGACAUUUCUAUCAAAGAAAGAAAGUUCCAGUAUCUGUAAACCUUCUGUCCAAGAAUUUAUCAAGAGAGAUCAAUGACUGUAUAGGUGGAACAGUCUUAAACAUUUCUAAAAGUGGUUCUUGCAGUGCUAUACGCGUUGGUCAUGUUGGAAUGCAGAUUGAGCACAUCAUUGAAAACAUUGUUGCUGUCACCAAAGGACUUUCAGAAAAAUUGCCAGAGAAGUGGGAGAGCGUGAAACUCCUGUUUGUGAAAACUGAGAAAUCGGCUGCUCUUCCCAUCUUUUCCUCGUUCGUCAGCAAUUGGGAUGAAGCCACCAAAAAAUCUAUGCUUAAUAAGAAGAAAAAAGAGGCAAGGAAAAAACGAAGAGAAAGAAAUCAUGAAAAACAAAAGGAGAGGAACAAAAUCAGAAAGAAGAAACAGGCUAGCAAGGCUGCAUCAGUCCUUAGUAAAGACACCGUGACACCUGAAGGUGGUGACGCUACAGUGGAGAAACCUGAAUUGAAGAAGGAGCAGACCCCAGGACAUGGGAAGAAAAAGCGUGGCAAAGGAAAAGCUCAAGUUCAAGUGGCAAAUGACUCCGAAGAUGAAAUUCCGCAGCUGGUACCAAUAGGAAAGACUCCAGCUAAGGAGAAUGUAGAGAUUCAAAAACAUGCCACAGGAAAGAAGUCUCCAAAAAAGAGCCCUAUUCCCAGCACACCUCGUGGGAAGAAAAGAAAGGCCUUGCCAGCAUCUGAGACCCCAAAAGCUGCAGAAUCUGAGACCCCAGGGAAAGGCCCACAGAAGAAGCCAAAAAUCAAAGAAGAGGCAGUGAAGGAAAAAAAUCCUUCGCUGGGGAAAAAAGAUGUGAGACAGACUCCUAAAAAGCCAGAGGCCAAGUUCUUCACCACUCCUAGUAAAUCUGCAAGAAAAACUUCCCACACCCCCAAAAAACGGCCCAAAAAAACCAAAGUACCCCUGUCAACCUAAAGUCAGAUUCAACCAGAAGGGAACCUCAGAGCUUAUUAGAAACACUCAAGUCCUGACCCCAUUGGCAUCCUUCUCCUAGUGUCAGGCCUAGACUUAAAGAUUUUUUAAAAACUUCCAUAGGUAAUUCUGACGUUAUGUUCCUGGGUAUAGUAAUCUAUUUUUAAAUUGUCCUUCUGUGUGUUUGCUAACAUAAUAGAAGAAAUAUAGAGUGCUUCUCCAUGGUUGUUCAGCACUUUGGGAAGACAAGUUGGGAGUAUUAUUUGAGCCCAGGAGUUUCAGACCAACCUGGGCAAUAUGUGAAAUUCCAUUUCUACAAAAGGAAAAAAGAUGGUGGCAUGUACCUGUGCUACUCAGGAGGCUGAGGUGUAAAGAUCAAGGUGAGCACAAGAAGUCAAGGCUGCAGUGAGCCAUGAUCACACCACUGUGCUCCAGCCUGGGUGACAGUGUGAGACUUGUCUCAGAAAAAAAAAAUAAAGUUUAACAUUGCUUUGCUUCUGAGUAUA